AUGGACAAGGGGAAGGAGGAAAAAACGAGACGGAAUCCCCCCUCGGUGGAUCAAAGACAACUCCUCAAACUAAAAUUCCUAGUUCCAGGCGAAAUUGAGCAAGAAUUGACCCAGUUACGCAAUGCCGACAAGAUCAUCGUGGAAAUCCCCAUCUGGCGUUCACGACAUGGGCCAGUGGAGCCAUCGAGCGACAUAUCAGAAGCGCACGAUCCUGGAGUUCUUAGCCAGGUUGACAUCAUUCGGCAGUUCCUGGCCUGUUGUUGGCCCACAGAGGCUCCGCAAAAGCUUGCCUGGUUGUUAACCCGUUGA
Messenger RNA from Penicillium brevicompactum, 309 nucleotides. RefSeq lists its product as uncharacterized. The coding region runs from base 1 to 309 and encodes 102 amino acids. Lineage: Eukaryota; Fungi; Ascomycota; Eurotiomycetes; Eurotiales; Aspergillaceae. The transcript has a single exon. The record is from RefSeq and is a predicted model, not a curated record.